AUGAUCAACCAAGACCUGGUAGCACCUUUUCUAGGUGCGCUUCAAGCAUGUGUCUCGGUUCUACUAACUAUGAGCUACGGCAUCGCCGCACGUCGUCUAGGUCUCAUCCAUGAUGCAGCAAUCAACGACAUGUCCGGUCUAGCAGUGAAACUAUUCCUGCCCGCACUGAUCAUCGUCAAUCUCGGCGAACAGCUUCAUUGGGGUACAGUAAUGAACUACAUCCCUGUCAUAUUCUGGUCAAUCAGCUAUACAUGCGCUUCAAUUGGAAUUGUACAUGUCAUUUCAAGAAUGUUCAAUCUCCCUCAAUGGGUCAAACCUGCAUGUUCCUUCAAUAACACCACUUCUCUACCUCUUCUCCUCCUCGAUGCCCUCGACAGCGUUGGCUCCCUACGUCUGAUCCUCCGCAAAGGCGAAACGACUUCAGAAGAAAUCGAUCGCGCACAAAGCUAUUUCCUCGUCUGCGCAGUGAUAAGCAAAACAAUAGCUUACGUCGUCGGGCCGAGAAUGCUUCAAGAUCACAAAUCCAUAUCCAUACCCCCUUCGUCUGGCUAUGAGCCAGAAUCCAACCUCAAUGAUCGCAAUCAUACCGAAGAAUCCCAGGACGAACUACUCACAGAAACAACAUCACUUCUACCUCAAUUAACACAACCACGAAUUCGCACCUUGAAAGCACAUAUAAAAAGGUAUAAAAGCCGUCUCUCAUCUCUCCUUCCAACUCGCAUGAAACAAAACUUCAUGGCCUCCUUCGGAUCCCCAUUCGCAGAUGUAGUAAUCUGCUGCACACUUCUCGGGGCAAUACUCGGUCUUGUACCUACACUCCAUCGUGCUUUUUUCGCGCGUGAUGAAGAUGGUGGGAUCUUUCAUGCGUGGUUAACAACUAGUAUACGGAACCUGGGACGAUUGUUUACUACCUUACAGAUUUUUCUUGUGGGUUGUAAACUUGGCGUUACGAUAGAGAGAAUGAUUCUUGAGAGAAGAGGGCAGAGGAAUGGCAGUAGGGAUGAAACUACUGCGGAGUAUUCUGAGCGGGAUGGGAGUUCGGGCAGGAUUCCAGUCCGCUCUAUGGUUUUUAUUUUCAUCUUUCGGUUGGUCCUUUGGCCGGCUGUUAGUAUUUCGAUGAUUUAUGGGCUCGCGAAGACUAGAGUUCUUGGUGAUGAUCCUAUGCUUUGGUUCAGUAUGAUGCUCAUGCCCGCCGGACCUCCUGCAUUGGUCAUUUUGGGGUUGGCGGAGUUGGCGCAGGCUUCUGAGGGAGAGAAGAUGGCUAUUGCGAAGAGCUUGACGAUUAUGUAUGCCCUCUCUCCAGUCGUGUGCUUUACUAUUACUGGGGCCUUGAAGGCUGUUGAAGCUGUUUUGGAUGAGGAAUCAUGA
Molecule: messenger RNA, 1368 nt
Organism: Penicillium malachiteum
Lineage: Eukaryota; Fungi; Ascomycota; Eurotiomycetes; Eurotiales; Aspergillaceae
Product: Auxin Efflux Carrier superfamily
Exons: 3
Coding region: 1-1368 (455 amino acids)
Biological process (GO): transmembrane transport
Cellular component (GO): membrane; endoplasmic reticulum
Source: RefSeq, a predicted model, not a curated record